Messenger RNA from Lymnaea stagnalis (great pond snail), 9450 nucleotides. The record is from the annotation of a GenBank genome assembly. Lineage: Eukaryota; Metazoa; Mollusca; Gastropoda; Lymnaeidae.
UGUGUUCGGUGACCAACCAAUUUUCUGUGAAUCAAGUUUGGGGAAAAUACUAAAAAAUGCUAUAAUCAAGUAAUACAAGCCAAAUACUUUUCCCUUGACAACACUGCUAAUAUUUCUUAUAAGGAAUAAACUAACAGUAAGAAAUUUAAAUUAUUUGUGUUAACGUUUUGAAACUGUUGAGAAUGUAUUCACUGUGUUCUAUACUCGGUCAUUGUAUAAGAUAUUUUACACAUUAUAGGUGGCUACGUCUGGGCGUGUGGUGGAACUCAAGGGGAGAAACUGUGUGUGUUGUUACAAAUAAAGGAUGAAUACAAAAAUUAUGGUUUCCAGGUCAGUUUAAACAUUAAAAAUCUUGAAGAGGGGCCAAUCGCCAACACACCCCCAUCAAAACAAAGGCAUUUUUUUUCCAUUUUUUAAAAUUAAUAAACAUGAAUCCUCCAGAGAUCUAAGAAUGUUUUUUUUUUUUUAAUGUGUUUUUAUUCAAGCAAAACUCAAUCAGCCAAUGUAUCAUGUGCACCGUGUGCUAGCGUUCAUAUUUGUUGCUACCCGCACCCACUGAGAUCAAACCAUUGCACGUCAUUGCCAAAAUGUUGAACUACGACCAUCCUGAGAAGUCAUUAAUUAUUAAAUGGUGCUUUUGGGAGUGGAUAAGAUUAUUAUGUUUGAAAAUUGAACACAUGUUUUCUACAUUUGUUUGUUUAGUAUUUAGUAAUCUAAAGGAAGAGACUUAUAAAUCACGAUUAACAUCCAAUCCCACAUCGUUUGGGGUACAGGCAAUAAUUUUAUGAUUUUUUUUCAGUUUUCCAAUAGAUGUUCGUCAUGGCUUUUUCGGAUAUUUGAAUAGAUUUAGACUACUACAAUGAUUAACUAAAUGCUAUAAAACUCAGAUUAUUGGUUGUUCAGUUUGACUCUAGGUGCUGAAUGUUGACCUCCACUUGCUGUCAUUAGUCUGACUGUGCUUGAAGAGAAUGGUGGCUGCUAAGGAGCUCACGAUUGAGUCAGAGAAGGUGGAACUCAAGAGAGAGUUGGGGUUGGUCGGAGCCUCUUCUGUGGUCAUUGGAACAAUUAUAGGUAGCCUUUGGGAAGACACCAACGUUAGACAUUUCUGAGACUAGUAUUUAAAAUUGUAAAUUUAAGAAUAUAAACAAUGGAGCUGUAACAUUGGUGAGAAUGUGAAUCUCUCAUAGGAGAUUCUGGUCAUUUAAAAAGCCUAUAAUAUAGGGAAUGUUAGAUGUCAAUAUUUCUUAAACAGCGAAUUAAAUAUGUAACAUUCAUUCCAAAAAAAAAUAAUAAUAUUGAUAGUUUAUUUGUUUAGUUCUUUUUUUUCUUUUUUUUGCUUGUUUGUUGUUGUUUCGGUUUUUGUCGCAUUAUAUUGAUAAUCCAUGUUAAAAUUUACCUUGUCACGAAUAUGACUGUCACCUUCUCAACAGGCUCCGGUAUAUUUAUCUCCCCUAAGGGCGUGCUAGAGAACACGGGAUCUGUGGCACUCAGUCUUAUUGUUUGGUUUAUAUCAGGAGUUAUCGCACUUGGAGGUAAGAUUCAAUGUGGAUUUAUAUCGAAAAAUGUAAAUAAAGAAUUGUUUAUUAGUAAUAAGUAAUAAGAAACAAAAGAAAACAACAACAAAAAAAAAACCACCUGUUUAAAUAAUUAAAUCCAGGGCUCGAGGUCUGCACGAACGCAUGGGAACGGCGUUCCUGUAUCUUUUUCCACACCAUUGAAUUUGCUACGAAAUUAAUAUUAAAAAAUAAUUAUUUUUCGGGGGGGGGGGGGGUGUUUUCUGCGAGUGCCCACAAUUUAUUUCUUAGGACGACCCCUUUGAUUAAAUCAAUAAAAGUUCCUGUAUCUUUUUCCACACCAUUGAAUUUGCUACGAAAUUAAUAUUAAAAAAUAAUUAUUUUUCGGGGGGGGGGGGUUGUCUUCUGCGAGUGCCCACAAUUUAUUUCUUAGGACGACCCCUUUGAUUAAAUCAAUAAAUAACUCUUUUCAUCGGACUUUUAACAUGUAACAUGAGGUCCUAACAUUAACAAGGACUUAUAUGUAUCUAGAAAUUUGACUCAUAUACAGACAAUCGUAUUAUUUAUGCCCCCCUCCCCCGGGCCUCACACCUUAUUGUUAUUUUCACAUUUGGUCUAUGUUUCACUAAUUAUUUUCUCAGGUGCCAUGUGUUAUGCUGAACUAGCGACAACCAUUCGUAAAUCAGGGGGCGCUUACACCUAUAUCCAGAUGGGUUUGGGCAAUUUCAUGGCAUUCGUGUACGCCAUUCAGGUAUUCUCUCAUUAGUGUACGCCAUUCAGGUAUCCUCUCAUUCGUGUACGUCAUUCAGGUAUUCUCUCAUUCUUGUACAAUAAUGCUAUUGUCUUAUUAUUGUAAUUUUAUUUGUCGUGCAUUUGUCAUCUCUAAUUUUAUUUCCUUCAGGUAUUGUUUUAUUCUUUUAUAAGUUCUUAACCCACUGUCUCUUGUGUAUUGAUUUACGAACAGAGAUUUGGACAUACUUGGAACGUGUCAUAGACAAAGUGAUGUUUUAUUAGUUAUCAAUUAACAGUUCAAUCACGGUAUUGUAUAGAUAAAGAAGCCAAUACUAAUUUAACUCACCUACAUUUUUUAUACCAGAGCUUAAGGAAACAGAUAAUGUCAUACAUCAGAGAGUGUCAACUGUUUGUGUUCGCCAGAUGCUAACAAAUUUGUUGCACUGUUAUUUCAGACGAUUUUUAUCGUCAUUCCCGGUGUGGUCAUCAUCACCUUGUUGACCUUCGCCAAGUACCUCGUCUCCAUGCUACCUUUGUGUGGCUCACCUGCUUACCUGGAGAAGUUCAUUGUUGCCUUGGUUACAGGUCAGUUUUAAAUAGUCCACACAAAAAAAUCUAAACAUGACAAGCUUUCGCCUUUAAAAUUGGUUAAAAAUUUUGUGUACGUUGCUUAAAAGAGAGGGUUACACAAAGAGAGGGAGAAUCGGGGACAGUAGCGAUGGGAUUGGAACCCUCUUUGAGAAGUUCUGUUCGGAAUCGGUCGUCAGAAUGGUUCGGUUUGGAUUCCGUUUGAUUGACAUCUAUAGUAGACAUAUAUUUAUAUAUUUAGAGUAUCUUCGGUUAGUGGGGGNGGGGGGGGGCGAAGUGAGAGAGAGGGGGAUUCAUAAAAAUUCAUUGAUUCCUUGAAAUAAGUUUCUCAUUAUUUGAAAUGAUAACUUGAUGUAUUUUACUUAUUUUAAGCUGAUUUUCUUCACCCCCAACCCCACCCCCCCCCCCCAAAAAAAAAUCUACCCAGUGAGUAUCAUUAUAGUCAACUGCUACAGCACGCGGCUGACGGCCAGGUUCACCAUCCUGACGACUUUUGGCAAGUUAUCUGCUCUUGUAGCCAUCAUUAUCGGAGGAAUUAUCGCCCUUUCCCAAGGGACGACCAGUGAGCUGGGCACAGGGUUUGAGGGGACCUCCAACGAUCCUUCGUCCUUGGCCUUGGCUCUCUACAGCGCGUGGUGGGCCACCAGUGGGGGGUGAGUUUGGUUGCUUCUUUGUUUUCUUAAACUUUGAAACAUGAAAAAUUGAUGGGAAGUUUUUAAGCCGUUGAUAUUUUUAAACCAAUGAAAAAAACAAUACCUUAAAUUGUAUUUAUGAAUAGCCAUCAGCAACUUUAUUUAGCAGAAGUCGUUUCCAAAUUGACCCCGGGUUUUAAACAUGUUUUUCUUUCUUUCUUUCUGUAUUGUUUUAUAUUAUUUGUUUUUUUCACAAAUAACACUUUAAUUAAUAAUGUUUUCCAAAUCACACAGUGAGAAUCUAGCGAUAUUAGUCGAAGAAGUCAAAAACCCCAAAAAGUAAGUACGGAAACUGAUUUUGGUCAUUAAAACAAAAAUUAACCUGUGAAAAAAAUAAUAAUAAUAAAAUAUAAAAAAAUAGCAUUUUAAAGUGAUUGUAUGAUUGUGUAUCAGCUUAUAUAACACAAGUAAUUGAUUCUUUUUUCCAUCAUAAGGUGUCCUCCAUUAUCAAAAAAAAAAAAGAUAAAUGCGCCACGGUACAAAAGCUUCAUUGUGAAUGUUGACAGCAUUUUAACAUUCUCAAAAUUACUGUAUGUUCUUAAAUAACAGUAUAUGUGCAUUUAGAAGGAGCAAAAAAAAAAACGUAAGUUCCAAUGUUUUUCUUUCCUUUCAGGACCAUUCCCAGGUCUUUCAUUCUUGGACUGGUCAUCGUCAUUAUAGUCUACCUCCUGGCCAACAUCUCCUACCUGGCCGUCUUGAGCAGGGCGGAGAUGCUUAGUUCUGAAGCUGUCGCUGUUGUGAGUGAUAGCUCACGAUAGAAAAGCUGCUACGGUUUUGUCAGGAGAUGCUUUAAAUUAACGAUUAGUCCAAGGGUACACCUCGUCAGUAAACUGUAACCUUUCUUUCUAUACUGAUAUCACUGUUACUGUUGUUAUAAGUUGUUAUGACCAGAGCGGACACCUCGAUGAAUAUCAAUUAGGGGGUUAACCAAUAUUCCCUGUAAGGUUUGCUGGUUCGUAUGCAAAAUCAUACAAUUGUGAGGAAAGUUUUACAGCAUCGAUUUUUUUUGUGCAAAAUUUUACAGCCCACAAAUACAAACACACACUUGCAUGGAAAUUUGCUGCGCAUAUACUCAAAACUAAUGCGCGACGUCUGUGAGAUAGAUGCGUGGCUGCGCAGCCGCGCAGCUUAAAGGGAACAUUGGGGUUAACUACUAACUAUUUCUUACAACAGUUAUAAUACGAAAUCCAAGAAUUCACAUAUCACUCAUUUAUUUAAAUAUUGAUUGAUUGGAUAUAUAUAUAUAUGUAUAUAUAGUGCUGGUAUCCAUGCUACUUUAGCAUGCUCACUGCAUGUAUCACUACACAGUUUUAGGUUCACAUCUGAUGAAUAAUAGAAUGAUGAUUAAAUACAGCUCAAUCGUAAUACAUUCAUUUCUUUUACAAAAUCAAAUGAGACCAAAUCUUGACAACUGCUUCUUCUUUCAAUAAAAUAGGGCUGCUCUUGUAAUUCCUCCAAAUCUCUUUUUAUAUCUAUGUAUCGCUACUCUGACACGAAAUAGUUCUUUUCACUCAACUGUACCUUUACCUAGCCUUUUAAACACUAUACUUGACAGCUCAGUUGCUGAAUUAAGCUCAAUAUUUAAAUGUAUUUUAUAUUUAAUCACGCAGACAUUUGCGGAUAAAGCUCUGGGUAAACUCGCCAUCAUCAUCCCAGUGGCCGUCAUGGUGUCCACGGUUGGGGCUGUCAAUAACACGGUGUUCAGUGGAAGUAGGUCAGUAAACGUAUGCGGUGUUCAGUGGAAGUAGGCCAUUAAGAGUAUGUCUCAACAGACAAGUGUGUCUACGUCUGAACACCAAGCGGCGGUGACACGAGCUUGUUUCAGACCGUUUGAGUCUUCUGGUUGUGGGGCUGAAAACGGAAGUGAAAUAUUUUCCAAGAAAAUCUUACAAGAGGGUUAACCUUCCAGUAAUAAACCAGAGCACAAGUCUUUUCAUGCCUGUAAAUAGUUAGGAAUUUUUUUUUAAAAAUCAAUUGUUGAUAAAUUCUUUCAGAAAUAUUGAACAUCAACAAAAAAAAUAAUUAAAAAUACUUUAAUUCUUUACCAGGGUCACGUAUUCGGCGGCAAGGGACGGGAUCUUGCCAGAUUUCCUCAACUACAUCCAAAUACGCCAAUACACACCAUUGGGGGCUAUGAUAUUAACGGUAAACAUUUAAAAUCGACAAUGUUGCGAUGAUACUUUAUCAUUGAACCAAAAAAAAUUUAACGUGGAUUAAAAUGUUAAAAUUUUACAUCCAAAUCAAACGAAAAAUAAAAAAUACUUUGUUUAAAAAGGGGAAUGUUAAUUUGAUCCACGUACAGUGAAUAUAUAUUAGACCUAUGUGACCGAGGCAAAAACGAUGUGUGUAAAUAAAAUAGUUUAAGUUAAGUUUUAGUUAUGGCUACAUAUAAUACGCAUUCAAAAGUUUUGGGGCCUUCAGUAGUGCAGCAACAACAACAAAAACCAUUCAUUAAGUAAACAUUAAUAUAUAAAAAGGGAAAGAAUAAAUGGGCACAAGUCCCUAACAAAAACAAAGCUCAGAUGAGCGACAACAAAAUGAAAUCUGAGUCAGUUAGCACAGAAAGAGCGACAUGUACUACCAAAAUUAUUAUCUUUAAAGGGGAAAGAAGUCAAUUAACUCCUUAUUCCCACGUAAAACAUUAGUGUGUCCCUUCUGUUAAAAUUUCUCAAAUUUUUGGAAUUAAUUCCAUUCUUAAAUUUCUAACAAUGUCCGUUGGUAAAAACCAAUGUUUCUUUCCUGGCAGGUUGUCAUGUCCGUGAUUCUGUUGGCCCCAGCAGACGUGGAAACCGUCAUCAAUUACCUCGGUUUUCUCGAAGCCUUCUUCAGCGUCUGUGUUUAUAUUGCAUUCUUCCGCUUUCGAUUUCAGACGAUGAAGGACGUUGAACGGACGAUAAAGGUGACAUGCAAUCAUAUUAGCUCAGCUAAGAUGGUAGGGGGUUGUGUGUCAUAUUUCACACGUCAUUACAAUAUAUUGCCGUUAUAAUUGUUUUAUUUUUUUUUUGCUAUAAGCUUGAAGUGCUACGCUGUUUUUGAACAAGUUUUACCCUUCCCUACCCCGGGUUUUACCCUUCCCUACCCCGGGUUUUACCCUUCCCUACCCCGGGUUUUACCCUUCCCUACCCCGGGUUUUACCCUUCCCUACCCCUGUCAUAAUCUGUCUUUGAUAUCAGGACACCCCGCACUUUUUUUUUUAAUUACGUCAUGCUUUCGAAAUAAACAAUUGAUAAAAAAUGAACAACUAAUUAAACCUUAAUAUAAAACACAUUUACCAGUACUGUCAAACUAUUAAAUUUAUGAAAGUGAAACCUUCUGUCAGAAUAGAUCUAUCACAACAGAAAGUUAAAUAUCAUUGUCAUUUUGAAGCUUUAUAUUAUGUAUGUUAAAAAAAUGUAUUAUAUAAACUGUGUGACGUCACACAGAAUCUUUACCCCUCCCCACUCCCCCCUUGUCCAAAGCCGUCAAACUUUCUUAGACCCCCUUCCUCUCCUGAGCAAGACAUCCCUUUAUGUAAGGCCCCUUAAUAACAAUUAAUAUAUAUCUCGUUAAGACGUUUCAUUUUUUUAUAGGAAAUUUAAUUAAUAAUGAUCAGUGCUUUUUUUUUUUCAUUUCAUACAGAUGUAUUUUAUAUAGUUUAAACAUUUAUGAAAAUAAUUUUCGAAAACGUAGAUAUAACUGUGACAUUACGUGCAUCUCGUGUGUAAAGAAUUUUAAGUUAAUUCAGUUAGGGAAUUUAGAAGGGGACAAAAUAGCAUGUUCUGAAAAUGCCACGUUAUUCAAAAGGUUGUCUCCCUUGAUAAACAUUUUUUAACUACCGGUACUGUUGCGUGUGUUCAUUAAUCCACUGAAAAUAUGAUAAUAUCUCUUAACAUUUUUAUGCUGUUAAGCUAUUCCCUACCUACCUUAAGCUUCUUUAUUCUUUUUUUUUUUAAUUAUUUUAGGAGAAGGAAAUAUUAGAGUAGGGGCCCUUUAUAGUAGGUUUUUCCUAGUCACCUUUUCCUGCCUCCACAAUAUCAGUUUACCAACAAAAAUAUCAGUUUACCAACAAAAAUAUCAGUUUACUAACGAAAAUAUCAGUUUACUCCAACAAUAGUUUAAAUCAACAAUAUCAGUUUACUCCCACCACAAUACCAGUUUACUCCCACCACAAUACCAGUUUACCCCCACCACAAUACCAGUUUACUCCCACCACAAUACCUGUUUACUCCCACCACAAUACCUGUUUACUCCCACCACAAUACCAGUUUACUUCAACAGUACCAGUUUAAUUCAACAAUAUCUGUUUGCUCCCAAAAUAUUAGUUUACUAACUAAAAUACCAGUCUACCAACAAAAAUACCAGUUUACUCCCAAAAUACCCGUUUACUCCCAAAAUACCUGUUUCACCAGUUUCACCAAUGUUGUCCUUUCCUCUCAGGCUCCACUGAUCAUCCCUAUCUUCAUGUUACUUGUCAAUCUCUACCUGUUUGUUGCCCCGCUGGUGAUCAGCCCAGAGUUGGAGUACGCCUAUGUGGUGGCCGCUGUGCUCGGCUCAUCUGUUCUACUUUAUAUACCAUUCAUUCACUUCAAUCUUUCACUGCCUUACACUGGUGAGUAGGCAUCAUUUUAUAUAUUUAUUUAAGAUUGAGAUGGGGCACCUGCCCUUACCCAUCUCUUACCAACCCUGUCAUUCUAUUUUUAACAUCUCCUAAGGCAAAUGGAGACUCAGACUGACAUUAGAAUAUCAUUAUACAGGCCUUCCUUUACAAACAUAAUCUCUUAUAAAUAUUUUGCUUGUGGCGUGACUGCUUCCGUUUCUGGAUAGCGCGCAAAAUAUAAUUCCCGAUACUAAAUGGUUUUUGUUUUAAUAACGUAACUGCGUUUGGUGCGUACUAUUUUCUUUUCGGAAAAUAUAUAUGUCUCAAUUUAAGUAUGUUGUAAAACAUAUUCGGUUUAAAAAUGGUUGGGACAUCAGAAUAUAAAUUUAAUAUAGUUUAUGGGCGUGAAAUAAAAAGUGUGCAGUGACGUAUCAUGGGGGGAAGGGUGUAGCGAAAAUUGGGAUUCUUAAAUUUGCGUUACUGGAGUUCAUGUUUUUUCAAGUAACUUCAAUGGAUGGGAAGGUCACGCAUUGCUAUCAUCAAUGUUGCGAGCUAUAACUAGUAAUAAAUAUUUUAACAAGUAACACCUUAGUCCAAAUAAAAUCUUUUAAAAAAAGUGUUUUUUUUUCAUUUUAAAAUAUUCUAAUAUUUAACACUUUAUUUAACAUUAUAUUUCUUUUCAAUCUUUUCCUACUGUUUAUUAUAGUCAAAAUUCAUUUUUUAUUCAAAUAGGUAAUGAAAAACUUUAUGAAUAAAGUCAAACUAAAACAUAAAAUGAAAGAACCAGUAAUGGAGAGUGCACUGUCUCCAUGUUUGAUUUAACUUUAAAAAUAUCACUCUAAUUAAUAAAGUGAAUUUGGUUAAAUAAUCAGUGUGGAUGGUAUAAAUUUGUAAAUAGUUAUAUUGCAGAAUUGGUUUAAUUGGUACUUUUGAUUUAACAGUUACAGUUUAUACUCCUGACAAUUGUAAGAUCCUUAAAUAUAGAUCCAAAGGCUGUUUUCAUUUAUGCCAUUUAUAAUAAUAUUAUUUGUAUUUUUAAAACUGCCUUAAUCAACUAUAACAUGCUAUACAUAACUUUUAUUUCUUAAAGUUUUUUUUCUUAUUCAUGAUGUUUUUGCUUGAAUUAUUCCAGAUCACCUGGUCGCAUGGUUUCAGCUGCUAUUUCAAGUGUGUCCACCAACAACAUUGGAAGCAGAAUAAAAAAUGUGUCAUAAGUUUACCCAAAGACAAAAUAACUAAUUAAAAAGGCUGCAUCUAUAGGUAUCCGGGUACCUAUAACCGCCAAUGACUAUUCACACACAGAGAUUAAAUGGCUUCAGAGCCGGGUGUAAUAACAAUAAUAGUAUGA